GACGGUCUGAUGUAGUGGCGUACUUUGAAGCGCUGCAGGAGAACAACAUCACAGAUACAGACACGCCAGUAAUGGGGAAUAAGCUCGCUACAAGUGUAGGCCCGUUAUUCACUGCGACGCUCAAACCGGGAUAUGUAGUGGACACUAUGUGGGACAGUGGACUGACAAUCAACGAUCCACGCCUAAAGCCACACUUGCAGACUAUAAGGAGUAUCCAGAAGGGAGAGGAAG
Sphaeroforma arctica JP610 is the source of this 231-nucleotide messenger RNA. RefSeq lists its product as hypothetical. The record is from RefSeq and is a predicted model, not a curated record. The annotation marks the transcript as partial. The transcript has a single exon. Lineage: Eukaryota; Ichthyosporea; Ichthyophonida.